GAUAGUUGAGUGCUAACUCGAUUACUCGCUUCCUACUACCAUUCACCUGAACUUCUGAUUCUAAUUGUACGUAAUUUUGUUAUUUGCUCUAACACUUAGGUUUCCUCUUUCCAGGUGCUAGCUAGCUCAAGUGCUUAUUAGGAGUACUUAAUUAGAGGCUUAAUAAGUAACUGAGUUUAUUCCUCCAUGUCUUUGGCAGAUGAGCUUCUCGCCGAUUUGGAAGAGGCGGUCGGGGAAGAAGAUGAAGAGCUUUCGGAAGCAUACAGAAAUGCAAACUUGCCAACGACGUCUAUGGACCACGACGGACUCCAUAAUGGAUCUGUGAAACAAGAACCUCAUGACUCAAAACAUUCAAUUCAGUCACAAUUAUGUAAUUCCGUCAAAGAAAUAGCUAAACUAUAUGCUAGCGAGGACCUGAAAACACUUUUGGCUCUGAUAGAACAGUAUCAAAAUGAAGCGAGCUCUUCCAAAAGUAAAAUAGUUGGACCAGUAGAACAAGACCCGGAGUAUAAAUUGAUUGUGAGUGCGAACAAUACGGUACUUAAAAUUGAUAACGAAAUUUACCUCGUACAUAAGUUUAUUCGCGAUCGAUACACAAAACGGUUCCCAGAACUGGAGUCGCUGGUUCCUUCAGCACUUGACUACAUUAACACAGUUUUGAUUUUAAAAAAUGACCUUUCAAAAGCAAAAUCCAGCGAUGAGCUGGCGCAGAUUUUAAAUCCUGCAACAGUGAUGGUAGUCAGUGUAUCAGCAGCAACAACAACUGGAAAGUUUCUAGACGAUGAAGUUUUGGCAUCGAUCAUUGAGGCAUGUGACAUGGCCAAGGAACUACACGAAGUCAAAACAAAGAUUCUUUCGUACGUCGAAUCAAGAAUGUCGCUAAUUGCUCCGAAUUUAUCUAAUAUUGUGGGGGCGUCAAUUGCAGCAAAGCUCAUGGGUAUUUCAGGAGGUUUGACAGGUCUUUCCAAAAUGCCGGCCUGCAACGUGCAAGUCCUAGGAGCUCAGAAGGCGUCAAUGUCAGGAUUCUCUUCGAUUGCAGUGAACCCGCACAGUGGUUUGGUGUUCCAGUGUGAAAUUGUCCAGCAAACUGCUCCAGAUUUGAAACGAAAGGCGGCCAAGUUUAUAGCUGCGAAGGCAUCUUUAGCGGCUAGAGUUGACAGCAACCAUUCUUGUCCAAGCGGUUCCAUAGGUAUGCAAUUUCGAGAAGAGAUAAUGGCAAAGUUGACCAAGUUGAACGAACCGCCGUCGGUUAAGCAGACGAAAGCGCUUCCGACCCCUAUUGACGCACCGCGCAAGAGAAGAGGCGGUCGACGGUUUAGAAAGAUGAAAGCUCGAUUAGGCGAAACUGAAUUGAGAAAGCAAGCGAACAGAAUGAACUUUGGGGAAGUUGAAGACGAUAUGAACCAGGAAGACUUAGGGUUUACAUUGGGAAAUAUUGGCAAAUCGAGCCAAACUGGAGGUAUCAGAAUGGCUCAAGUUGACAAGAAAACUGAGGUCAAAUUGUCGAAAAGCUUGCAACGUAAACUGGCAAAAGAUCAAAUUCACGGCGGCAGAACUACAGUAAGGCAACAGAUUUCGGGAACGGCGUCUAGCGUGGCUUUUACACCGCUAGAGGGCCUGGAAAUUAAAAACCCGAAUGCUGCUAGUGAAAAUUCGUCCAAAGAUGACAAGUACUUUGCAGCUACUUCAGGAUUUUUGAGUGUGAAACCAGUUAUUCCGAAGUAAAGAAAAAUUAACUCGUUAUGAAACAUUUUGACGAUUAAAUUACACAUUCAGUAGCGUUUUGUUUGGAUUCCUGAGUUUUUGUUGAAUAAAUUUUAAGUUCAAA
Symsagittifera roscoffensis is the source of this 1828-nucleotide messenger RNA. Its product is annotated as U4/U6 small nuclear ribonucleoprotein Prp31-like. The coding region runs from base 187 to 1725 and encodes 512 amino acids. Lineage: Eukaryota; Metazoa; Xenacoelomorpha; Acoela; Convolutidae. The transcript has a single exon. Gene Ontology annotation, biological process: mRNA splicing, via spliceosome; spliceosomal tri-snRNP complex assembly. Gene Ontology annotation, cellular component: precatalytic spliceosome; U4/U6 x U5 tri-snRNP complex; U4 snRNP. The record is from RefSeq and is a predicted model, not a curated record.